UCGUAGUCUCGCGAUACUUGAGGCGAGAUCUGGGUCGACAGAAGCUGAGCUGUGUAAAAUCAUGGCGGAGCGCAGGAGACAUAAGAAACGUAUCCAGGAGGUGAGCAAGCCUACCAAGGAGGAGAAGGCGGUGGCCAAGUACAUGCGCUUCAACUGUCCCACCAAGUCCACCAACAUGAUGGGCCAGCGAGUGGACUACUUCACCGCAUCCAAGGCGGUGGACUGCUUACUGGACUCCAAGUGGGCCAAAGCCAAGAAAGGCGAGGAAGCGGUCUUCACCACCAGGGACUCGGUGGCCGACUACUGCAACAGACUCCUCAAGAAGCAGUUCUUCCAGCGAGCGCUCAAAGUGAUGAAGAAAAAGGCUGAGAAGGAGCCCAAGGCUGAGAAGGAGCCCAAGAAGGAGAAGAAGUCCAAGGGUGACAGUGGGAAGGAAGAAGACAAAAAGGGGAAGAAGGACAAAGACAAGAAGAAGGAGGUGGCAGACUCUGGCGAAGCCAAGAAGGACAAAAGUGACGAAAGCCCCAAGAAGAAGAAGGAGGUGAAGAAGAAGUUCAAACUGGAGCUGCACGAGGACCAGCUCUUCCUCGACGGAAACGAGGUGUACGUGUGGAUUUAUGACCCUGUCCCCUUCAAGACAUUCGCCAUGGGGCUGAUCUUGGUGAUUGCCGUGAUCGCCGCUACGCUCUUCCCGCUAUGGCCCGCGGAGAUGCGCGUGGGGGUCUACUAUUUGAGCGUGGCCGCCGGAUGCUUCGUGGCCAGCAUUCUGUUCCUCGCCGUCGCUCGCUGCAUACUGUUCCUGCUCAUCUGGCUGCUGACCGGCGGGCGUCACCACUUCUGGUUCCUACCCAACCUGACGGCCGACGUCGGUUUCAUCGACUCCUUCCGCCCGCUCUACACGCACGAGUACAAAGGCCCGCGAGGCGCCAGCAAGAAGUCCAAAGACAACAAAGACGGCGACGCAAGCCAGGCCCGCAAGUCAGACAGCGACGACAACAAGUCAGACAGCGAGAAGAAGGACGACGACGAGGAGGAGGACGACGAAGACGAUGACAAGGAGCGUAAAAGCGGCGAGGAGCAAGAGGAGGAGGAGGAAGAGCGACACUCGGACACAGACAGCGAGCGCAAGGAAGAGGAAGGAUCGCAGCACAGCAACGGCAACGACUUUGAGAUGAUCACCAGGGAGGAACUGGACCAGCACACGGAAGAAGACGAAGACGAGGAAGACAAAGAGAAAGAAGAGGGCAAAGAGACUCAAGUGGAAGCGGCUCAAUCAUAAACUAAGAAAAAAAGAAAAAAAAAAAGGUCCCAUCACCCUCGACUGACUUCUUGCCCCCACGCGAGCUCAUCUGCCAUCCUUUCCUGAGUCGAUUUCACUUUCGGGUUGCAAAACUUUGGGCAUUUUCCAAAUAGGAAACGUUUCACAAAAAUUAACGGGAAUAAAGCGGGAAUUUAUCAAAUUGAUGUUUGGCUCCUAUUAGGGAACUUUAAAUAUAGUUAGGGGGGAUAUGGUGCAAUCAAAUUAAGGUAAUGUCCUCGCAUGUGGGCAAGGAGAGCUAUCAGUUCUCUGCUUAUGACAGAGCAAGUUCAAUAUACGCUUGAAUGUGAUAGCUUUCCGUUCAUUCCAUUUAGUUCUGCUCAAUUUUCAUGGUUAACACUUUGGAAUUCCAAAAUUCCCCAGGAAAUUUGAUGUCACCCCUAAAAAAAAAAGAACGCGAAACAUUCACACAUUUGUACCGCUUUUUUUGGUGUCAUCGCAGCCCGCAUCCCAAUGUGAUGGAGAGGGACCAAACUUUGUUUUUAAAGGAACUUAAAAAGGCGCUCAGAAUUUCACCAAGGUGAACUUGAUUUUUAUUUUUUGGGUGCACGCACGCUUGGUCAACAAGAUCGCAGUCUAGUUUCAAAGUUCAAGUCAAGGUUCAAAAUAGACGGUGCCAAACAACGCAAUGAGUGUCGUUCACAAACGAGAGCACAGUGUGGAAGUGUUGACUAGGAUCACAUUCUGAAAUGUAUCAUUUAGAUUUGAUCAAGGAGCAGUAGGGACACACACAAAACAAAUCUUUCGUUUCCUGGAGAAAAAAAAAUCGACCGAGACAAAGUAACGGUGUCAUUAUUUCGUUAUUCGGUGCGUCUCUCCCACUCCUUGGUAGUAUUUGGAUCUAUGAGCUAUAAUUAUGCAUACCGUGUUUGCAGUCCAUGUAACUGCCUCUUUGCGUCUUCUCCAUUAGGAGGUUUUAAAUAUAGAUAUAUAAAUAUUCCUCUCCCUGCCACCGUGUGUAUUUAGUUUUUAUAUGAUUAUGUCAACGUAACAGUAGAAAUGUCCCCAUUGGCUGCUUUUUUCGUCCUGCCCUUUUAAUUUAUUUCACUCACUAUUCUUUUUUACUAUUUCCCAUUUCAUGUAGUCAUCCUUUGUGUUGAUUCUUUUGUCUCCCUCCACUUGCUCUUGUACAAUAUGGUCUAAAUAUAUACGACAUGAAAAUGACUUAUCGCUCAUUACAGCGGACGAGUGGAAAGUUGUGGAUGUCAAUGCUCUCUCUUGUGUCCUCUGACCGCCGAUAGCUGUUCACAUUUGAUUCUCAUGCAAUAUUGGAGUAUAAUUUAAUAAUAAAAAAAAAAAUAAUGGAUGUCUGGAUAUAUCUUAUUGCAAUAAAAACAUAGAAAGUA
Syngnathus typhle (broad-nosed pipefish) is the source of this 2664-nucleotide messenger RNA. It is a transcript of the gene sec62, whose product is annotated as SEC62 homolog, preprotein translocation factor. Gene Ontology annotation, biological process: post-translational protein targeting to membrane, translocation. The transcript has 8 exons. Bases 62 to 1279 code for a protein of 405 amino acids. The record is from RefSeq and is a predicted model, not a curated record. Gene Ontology annotation, cellular component: endoplasmic reticulum membrane; endoplasmic reticulum. NCBI's taxonomy places the organism in Eukaryota, Metazoa, Chordata, Actinopteri, Syngnathiformes, Syngnathidae.